Molecule: messenger RNA, 954 nt
Organism: Filobasidium floriforme
Lineage: Eukaryota; Fungi; Basidiomycota; Tremellomycetes; Filobasidiales; Filobasidiaceae
Exons: 1
Coding region: 1-954 (317 amino acids)
Biological process (GO): rRNA processing; ribosomal large subunit assembly
Cellular component (GO): preribosome, large subunit precursor
Source: RefSeq, a predicted model, not a curated record
AUGGCUCUCCAAACCUGGAUGGCCAGCGGUCGCGAAGCAGAGUCGGGCGAAGAUCUCUGGCGAAACUAUUCGACCCUGACGAGCGAUCUGUCUUAUAACCUAUGCGAGCAAUUGCGGUUGAUUUUACAGCCCACUAUGGCCACGCGAUUGCAAGGCGAUUAUCGUACAGGCAAACGGCUCAAUAUGCGCAAAAUCAUUCCGUACAUCGCUAGCGAGUACACCAAGGACAAGAUCUGGUUACGCAGAACAAAGCCUAGUCGCCGAGAAUAUCAGGUUUUGCUCUCUCUGGACGACUCGCGGUCAAUGGCGGAUAGUCGCUCGGUCCAUCUUGCUUAUCAGACCCUAGCCCUCGUGUCGCAGGCACUUACCAAGCUCGAAGUUGGCCAAAUCGGCAUUGCGAGAUUCGGCGAACACGUCGAGAUGCUGCACGACUUCAACUCCAACGCGUUCAGCGAUGCUGAAGGAGCCCGGAUCAUGAACACGUUUACAUUCCAGCAACACCGCACGGACGUGGCUCGUUUGGUUGACAACAGUCUGGAUGUCUUGGCAGACGCGAGGAGAGCUCAAUCUAGCUCGACGUCCGGUGACUUGUGGCAACUCGAGAUCAUCAUCUCUGAUGGGGUAUGUCAGGAUCACAACCAACUGCGCAAGUUGCUUCGACGGGCUCUCCAAGAGCGCGUCAUGAUCGUCUUCCUGGUCAUUGACUCGCUCAAGCCUGGGUCCGCAAUAACCGACAAUACUCCUCAAGCUGUGGCUGCCCGACCUUCGAUUCUGGACAUGCAAACGGUCGCCUACAAAGAGGUCAACGGCGAGAUGAAGAUUGAGAUGGAACGAUACCUGGACACCUUCCCCUUCGAGUAUUACGUCGUGCUUCGUGACGUUGAAGCUCUCCCGGAAGUCUUGUCGGAGACUUUGCGACAGUGGAUCGCCCGAGUCUCGAUGUCGGAAGAGUAG